Penicillium lagena is the source of this 462-nucleotide messenger RNA. RefSeq lists its product as uncharacterized. The coding region runs from base 1 to 462 and encodes 153 amino acids. NCBI's taxonomy places the organism in Eukaryota, Fungi, Ascomycota, Eurotiomycetes, Eurotiales, Aspergillaceae. The record is from RefSeq and is a predicted model, not a curated record. The transcript is spliced from 2 exons.
AUGCCUCCCCCACCAAGUCAAAGAGGAGACAUCGAGCCGCCAGCGGAACUUACUCGCGAAGCCGCCAAGGGCUUCAUGACUGGCGUGUUCCGAUUCGGCUCCGUGUCCAUCCUCGCCCAUAUGAUCCUGAUCCUCCCUCACCCAUUCACUUUCACCGCGCCUACACCACCCGUCAGGCCUGACGCGCCACCCCGUCCACGCCCCUCGCCGUUCUCCCCUGCCGGACUCCGCUCGCGAUUGUUCUACCGACCGCUCGAAGGCUUCUCCGAGUGGAUCUCGCCGACGGCACGCGUCUACCGCGGCCUGACGCCUCAAUUUAAGGUCUUCCUGCAGAUUGCCGCGAUGACGCUGGGUGGGUGUAUCUGGGCGGAGCGGAGGGUGAAUGAUUACAUCGAGCUGGUUCGCCGCAUUAAGCGCGCGGAGCGGCGGCAAGCUGAAAUGGAAGAGAGAUCUCGUCCAUGA